UGGAUGCAGAUCGGCUUGGUGACAUAAAGGAUGACCGAAGCGGGCGUAGGGAACAUGUGGCAGAGUUGUAUGAGGGCGACGAAGACCAGGACCAGGAUGCUAGUUGACACCUGACAUGCAUGUGGACCAUAUGCUAGGUCGGAUACCAAGUUUUCGAAAAUAGCUUUAUUCUAGAAGACCCAAGUUUAGGGGUGUUGGAAGGAUAUAUUCGGCAACUCUGGAUUUGCAGACUUCAGGGAUUAGGCGAUAUUUGGAUGCAUUGGCUCCUCAUAUUUUGUCGGUACAUGAUGCUUUGCCUGAUAGUGGGUGACAAGUACAUGCUAAUCGAUUAUGAUGCAGCUGUAUCUGAUCAGCGCAUUCAAACAAAGCGCCACAGCCACAACAAGGUCACGCACCUACUGACAGUCCAUGUGCUCAGUGCUGGCUGCUUCUUCGAUUCAGACUUUGCAAUAAAUUCAAUACUCAUGAGCAUGGCAGGGCGUAAUACGGUCAACCUGGUCGGCAGUGACAUAUUAUCAUACAUCCUACGUAUGGCCACGGAGACAGGUAGCGACAUGAUGCAUGGAAUACAGCGACACAGACGUAUUGCAGAACUGGCAUGCACGUGCCGCAUGUGGAGCAUGAUACUGCUCCCGAGGAUAGCCAGGUCACUGGUUGUUGAACAUCUUGGCCAAGGGAAGUGGAUGACCAAUAUUGGAUUCUUUCGUUACUGGAAGUGUUCCACAUGGGCCCGAAAUCUUACACUGGCGGGCGUAAUCGACGGGAAUGCUUUGUCAACAAUGCAGACUAUGCUGCAGCGCCAGGAAUUCCAGCUAUUCGACUGGCGUAGAGUCAGAGAAAUAAGAUUUGAAACCCGAGAUCUGAGCCGUAGUCUCCUUCAUAGACGAAACCACAGCUACUACGAUGUAUGUGCGUACCUCUGCCAGCUACUACCUAAUCUGGCGACACUUGACUAUGUGGGCUGGCAUUUGCAUCCACGGUUGUUUGAGUGUGAGAUGCGCUAUUGGUUUUCGCGACUCUUGGUAUUAGGCGACGGGGUGUUUCACAUCGAUCGGUACCUUCAGCUCCACCGACUUGCUAGCCUUGCAAGCCACGUUACGCACAUUGUGGUGGAAGGCAGCUGGCUGGAUGAAGUAGGAAAUAGCGCAGCCCUACUAGCCUCGCAGUUCCGGCAUAUCCGUAUAUACAACAUCAUCGGAGAGAUAUCGUGGCGGGCAUUUGCUGGCACAGGACAGUCUCAAGCAGUUGAGUUCACUAACCUUGAAGGACUUGAGCUAUACGGCUUUUACAGUACAGACCACAAGGUAUCAGUAGUUGACGCAGGGCUUGCCUUGCGCUUCCCAAGGCUCCAGACACUGGACAUCAGUCAAUCGUGUCGUCUCUACAGUGACUUGUACUCUAUGUUUCAUGAUUUUGCUCCAGCUACUCUGAGAGUCUGGGAGCGGGCAGCAGACUUUCAGCGGAUCAACCCUCGGAUCAUGCGUGCUGCCAAAACGUUGAACCUGCAGAUUGGUGCCAAGAUGGUGCCUAGAGACUUACAUAUCGCUGAUCUGGCAUCGAUUGAUGCUCACCUGAGAGGCCACAGGUUCAUGGCCUACCUGCAGUCGUCCAAUCUCCGGCAUCUCACUUUAGGCGUUCUCUCGUGCCACUAUACAUUUGUCGAGGAGCUCCUUGGCCGGCUGCCUUGCCUUUGGUAUCUCAGAGUCGAAUGCAGCUGUGACAUAGUCUCGGAGAGAGAAUCAGGUGAUGAUUAUGAGCCAGUUGAGCCAUUGGAGUUGUCGUCGAGAAUCGGCGUGCUGCCGUGUCUCCAGGAAUUCAUCUUUCGGAAGUAUCAUAUCUGGACACCCUGCGACUAUGAGUGGAUCCGGCAGCUUGUCCUCUGCUCGCCAUCACUUCUCAAGCUGAGUAUCCCAGGCACUCCCGCUCGUGACCUGUCUGAUAUCUGCAUGUCGAUCAGCAGGUCUGUAGAAGUACUGGACAGUGGCGAGCUGUACAUCGGAGACAGCAUGUAUGAAUUCUUUUAAAGGCGCUUUAUAUAGCCUCUGGAGUGUAUAUGCUACCGUUUACUGCCUCUGCUCUGUAGCUCCAGCAAUGACCAUGGCAUACACUGGCCAUUUCCAGCGAAUUAACGUGUAGUCAUUUUAUCUUGUGUGCUGUGCC
Messenger RNA from Linderina pennispora, 2160 nucleotides. RefSeq lists its product as uncharacterized. Lineage: Eukaryota; Fungi; Kickxellomycota; Kickxellomycetes; Kickxellales; Kickxellaceae. The coding region runs from base 255 to 2024 and encodes 589 amino acids. The transcript has a single exon. The record is from RefSeq and is a predicted model, not a curated record.